GGCAUAGUCUACAAAAGCUGAUGCUAAUUCAGAUCUUUUCUGAGUAUGGAGCUCGAGUAUCUAGGGUGUAUCCAUGGUGUACCCAUACCUAUGAACAGGUUUUGUGGGUCCAUUUCGAAACCAACUCCGUUAUGCAUGCGAGUCAGCGAAUCAGCUACGGCACAGCCUGCAUCCUACGACUAUCAUUCAUUUAAUGUUGUGUUUACAGCCUGCAAACAUCUGCAAUAAGACGCCUGGAAGCCCUGUGUUCCGUCGACUUUCAAUUUAAACCUUGGUCAACAAAGCUAUCCUUUCUCAUGCUGUCCUUAUUGACACUCGGGCUUUUGACCCAGGUAUGCCUCGCGAGUGAUUAUUGGAUCUCGAAGUGGAGCGAAACACCUGUUGGUCCUGAUGGUCCAUGGCACGCUUUGAACGUCUCAUGGGACAACAAUCCACUGCAGACGUUUUCAAUGCUUCCAUCACUCACGAAAACGUCGCUUCUUAUCGCAGAAGAUGCUUGUUCUCGACAGCAGUCAAUAUGUCCGAAUCAAGUACAAUCUGGUGACUGGCCUAUGUGGACAUCCUCGGCAGCACACGAACCAUAUCUUAAGAUGGAUAGCAACUUGUUUGGUGCAGAUUCCUGGGACGACACUGUUUCAUCACCUCUGAAUGUUUCGGGCGAUGGCCAAUGGGUCCAUGAGAGAGGCAUCAUAUGGAACACCGACAAUGACUCAGCAGUGCUUAAUGACCAGGCAGUCACCUUGACACAUAAUUUCACCGUGAACUAUCCGGGGCGCGAGGGAUAUACGGUGAACACCGGAUACUUCUCCCUCUAUGGGGCUGAGAAAAGCGCCACAUGGCUCAACGCUACUGGAUCCAACGUGACCCAAGACCUUCAAUUGGCUACUGUGCAGAAUGUAUCAGCCGCUUCAUCUCUCUCUUAUGGACUUCACAUUGGCUCUCCAAGUUUGAACAUAACACCAAGUCUAGUUCUGGGCGGUUACGACAAGUCUCGUUGCCUCGGUGGGCUGGUCACUAGCCACAGUCAGACAUUCCGGCUGGUCAACAUUGGAUACGGAGCUGAAGGCAGAGGAUGGCCUUUCACGACGGGUGGACACAAUCCGGUCAAUGCUUCGUCCAACUCCCGUGGUGGAUUGCUUGUAAACAAUGCGCCUCUCCAGGUCUUGGCCAACCCAGGUGUUCCAUACAUGUAUCUCCCUCGCGACUCGUGUGACGCGAUCGUGGAGUAUCUUCCGGUGACAUUUGACCCUGAGCUCGGCUUGUACAUCUGGAAUACGACUGAUCAGCACUACACGGAAAUCACAAAAAAAUUAGCUUGGUUGUCGUUUACCUUCGUGAGUUCUCCCAACACCCCUAAAGAAGCAGAAGUAAAGAUCUACGUACCAUUCGCGCUUUUGGAUCUGGAGCUUGAUUCUCCUCUCACCACUUCGAAGACUCGAUACUUUCCAUGCAGUCCGUUCACCCCUCGCGAAGGUCAGCCUUAUCAUCUAGGACGCGCUUUCUUGCAAGCAACCCUUCUAGCCCAAAAUUGGGAGACCAACACUACCUGGCUUGCCCAAGGGCCUGGUCCGGAUCCAAUUGAAGCGCCGCAACCCGUCACAAUUGAUAGAGAUGAUACCAGUAUUUCAUUGGUGAACUGGGUGCGCCCAUGGUCGGAUACUUGGAACACGACAAUCCCCUAUUCCGACUGGUCGUCGUUGCAUGAUGUCAACGCUCCUGACUCGAUUUCUCUGUCCGGUGGCGAGAUUGCAGGAGUUGUCAUCGGUGUAGUUGCAGCUGUUGUGAUCAUCGCUGCGGUUGUGUUCUUCUUCGUCCGCCGCCGUCGCUCCAAGGCUAGAUAUGGAGACGUGGAUCUGAUCUCGUUCGCGGAUAGCGAGAGCGGUGCACCCAAAGCAAUGGAGCUUGAGACCAAGGGCCCUGUCGAAGCUGCAUCUUCGCGUAUCUAUGAAGUGGAGAGCGAAGCCGCUCUCGAAGCCGCGUCUUCGCCUAUCUUCGAAGUGGAUAGUCCAGGAAAGUACUCACACGUGAGUGAACUGCCAUUCAGUCCAGCAAAGGGACAUAUCGCGGAGCUCGAUGGUGGUAUAGCUGAGCUACCUGCUCACGACGUGCACAGCGAGUUCAAAACAUCCUAAGUGUUGAGAUGAAUGACAAGACACCCAGAGGCACUCCUCCCCGUGUGCUAAAGUUUGUCACUGACACUGCUGUCAAAAUGCACGAUGAUUUUCAAAAGCAGAACUAGGUUCAAGGAGAGGGCGUCAGUUAGUCGCUCUC
This is a messenger RNA of Aureobasidium pullulans EXF-150, 2271 nucleotides long. RefSeq lists its product as uncharacterized. The transcript has 4 exons. Lineage: Eukaryota; Fungi; Ascomycota; Dothideomycetes; Dothideales; Saccotheciaceae. Bases 297 to 2132 code for a protein of 611 amino acids. The record is from RefSeq and is a predicted model, not a curated record.